AUGCAUGAGUCCUGGAAGACCAUCCUCGCGCUCUCUAGCUUGGCACUGAGCAGUGCAGCAAAGGAAAUUCCGUUCGAUGCUCGCCUUAUGGCUCAGCAAGCUGGACUGCCUUCCAUGCGCAGUAACGGCACCAGCACUGCUCCUCAGCUUGACAUCCCGAGUACUCGUCCAGCCCGGGCUAUUGACCUGAGCCAGAUUGUGCCAGCUCAAGAUUCUGCUGGCAACAGCCGCUGCUGUCCUAUUGGAACUAUCAACGAUGGCAUUGGCUGUGUUUUCCCUCAUUCUUCUGUGUGCCCUGAGGGUACUCGUCUGGAGGGAAACACUUGCAUCAGCGAGAAACCGCCCAAGUGCCCUGAUGAUCUGAUCUAUAAUGGCCGCAACUGCGUUGGUGGUACGCCUAGCUGCCCUCCUGGUAGCCGAUUCAACGGCGAGGCUUGCGAGUCCGAAGUUGAGCCCAGCUGUAACCCUGGCUUCAAGUUCCAAGACGGUAGCUGCAUCUCCCUUACCGAAGCGGGAUGCCCACCUGGUUUCAGUCUCAAGAACCAUCUUUGCACUUCCAGUACCAAACCUCAAUGCCCUCCGCCCUUCAAGUACGAAGACGGCAUCUGCGUUGAUUCCAAGCCGCCUUCAUGCCCUCCUGGCACGAAACUUUCCGACGGCAUUUGCAUUGGUGAAGCUCCGCCAUCUUGUCCUCCUGGCUACGCCAUCAACAAUGGAGUGUGCACUCACGGGUCAAAGCCCAAGUGCCCUCCUGGCUCCAACUUUGAUGGCACUGCUUGUGUAUCUGAGAGGCCUCCGUCUUGUGAGCCUGGUUUCUUCAAUGGAAAGGUCUGUGAAGACAAGCCUUCUUGCCCUCCAGGCUUCAACCUCGAUGGAAGAGUCUGUGUUUCUGAGAGCAAGGCCACUUGUCCCGUUGGAACCUAUAUCGCCUCCGACAAAGCCAGCGGAAAGUCAGCUUGUUGCUACAAAAACUUUGACUUCAAUGGGGAGACAUGCUUCAAGGCUGUUGACAAUGAGGAUGACUGCCUUCCUGGAACCCACUAUGACAAGGGACGCUGCUGGGUUAGCCCCCAAGAAGAACCCAACUGUCCUACUGGUGGAAAGUGGAACGGAAAGACUUGUGUUGUUCAGUCUGUUCCUCAAUGCCGCGCUGGCCAAUACACCAAUGGACGAUGCAUCAUCUCUGAAAGCCCUCGUUGCCGCCCCGGUGCCGUCUUCAAUGGUGAGAAGUGUGUUCUUGAGGAUCGUGCGACAUGCCCUCCCGGAAGUGUUCUCAGUGGCAACAAGUGUAUCUCCAGCGAGCCUCCCCUCUGUGAACCUGGUCAGACCCUGACUGGGGAUUACUGUAUGUCAGAGGAGCGCCCCAAAUGUCCUUCUGGAUCUACACUCGUUGGUAGAUACUGCAAGUAUCCCGAUCUUCCCAUCUGCGAGCCUGGUACCAACCACCACGAUAACGACUGCACCUCUACUGUGACUCCUGAGUGUCCAACUGGAAGCUCCUUUAAUGGAGUGAACUGUGUCUCCAUCAAUCGUCCUUCUUGCAAACCUGGCUUUGCCUUCAACGGCGCCACUUGUGUCUCUGAGAACGAUGUCCCAACUUGCCCAAAGAACAUGCAGUUUGAUGGAGCCAACUGUGUGUCCAAGGAGCGACCUAUUUGUGACCCUGGAAAGUUCUUCGAUGGCGUCGCUUGCGUCGAUAACACUGACCCUCAAUGCCGUCCUGGUCUGGUCUUUGACGGAACCAGCUGUGUAUCCAAGGAACCUCCCCGCUGCGAGCCUGGAACAAGCUGGAAUGGAAUCAAGUGUACUUCAGAGAAGAACCCCGGUUGUGGUCCUGGUAUGAAGUACAACCCCGAGACUGAGACUUGCGACUCUUCUCAAAAACCCCGUUGCCCUACCGGAACUGAGCUCCGAGACGAUAUUUGCGUCUCUGUCACGCCUCCCCAGUGUCCUUCUGGAACGAUCCGAAAGGGCGGUAAGUGUGUAUCUGUCGAGCCGCCCCGUUGCCCUCGAGGUCUUACUCCCAGCGGUGGUCUUUGCAUCUCUACCAAGCUGCCUCAGUGUGGUGAAGGCACUAUCUUUGAUGGCAAGCGAUGUGUCAUCGGAAAGACAGAGGAGUGUUAUACCCUCCACACAUGCCCUCCUGUUGGCGCUGCUGGACUCCCUGCUCAGGCUGCCAACUAA
Molecule: messenger RNA, 2184 nt
Organism: Fusarium redolens
Lineage: Eukaryota; Fungi; Ascomycota; Sordariomycetes; Hypocreales; Nectriaceae
Exons: 1
Coding region: 1-2184 (727 amino acids)
Source: RefSeq, a predicted model, not a curated record